AUGGCUUCCACGCCGGGAACCCGAGGCGUCGACCAGGCUCGUGGCGGCAAGACGCCAACUCAACGAAACAUCACCAUCGCGACGCCCGCCCGCCGAGCCAUCAGCGCCGAGCCUCCCUCCUCCCGCCGCUCCGUUCAUACGCCCCUCGAUCGAAGCGCGACGCGAGAACUCCUUGCCUCGGUCCGCCGCGGCGCCUCGGCGUCAGGCGGUCGUCGCAACAACAAUGCCCCGACUCCUCACGCCACGGCGGCUCGUCGCGCGCUGCACCAGCGGCGGACGGCCAUGUUCACGCCGGGUAAGAAUCGCCGUCGGAGCCUUAGGGAGCAGCGGGAGACGCCCAUGGGAAUACUGCGCAACUUGAGCAAAGUCUUGGCCCCGACGAGCCAGCCCGUGGUUUCCUCGUCGCCCCGCGGCAAGCCCUCUAGCAUAGCGCCAAUUCCGGAAGAGAGCGACGACGAGCUGCCUAUUGAUCAGCCGCGUCUCUCGCUACCUCUUGACGACGAUGACUCGGAUUUGCAGCCUCCGCGGUCCUCUGGUCUCGAGGACAUUACAAUGGGUUCGGUCGAGAAGCCGAGGCGCGCAUAUAGCGAGCAGCCAGGGUCGAGACUCUCUCGUGGUAGCUACGGAAGCGUCCGAUCCAGCGACAUAUUCAACAACGACCCGACCGCAGACCUGGGAAGGCCGUCAGACUUCUUCCCCGGCUUUCUCGAGGAUCUUGAAGGGAGACCCGAAGCCGCCGAUUUGACCUAUGACCGCAUUGACGUCGACGCCCCGUGGCCUGCCACUCUCGAACAAGAAAGUGACUUCGGUCUGGAAUUACCGCCGGGUUUGGACGACCAGACGACCUUCUUAAUGCAGGAUCCGCCAUCAGAAUCGGAUGAUGAGGCGCCGGGUGACUAUCUAGUAGCCGACGCAUCAGUGCAACAGGAAUACGAUGAUCCCUCGGGUGCUCCCCAUGAGCAGGAUUAUUUCGAAGUGUCACAGGCCGGCGACCCGACGGCUGAGAUCUCCCAGAUCGUGGAGGAGAAAGUAUCGCGAUCGGCAAGCCGCAAACCACAGAAGCGAAUCUCCAGACAUGGCAUCGAAUACCCUUCUCUGCCACCAUCUUUCGUAAAGAGGGUGGCACAGACGGCCCUCCAGUCCUCGGGACUCCGCAACCCUCGCAUAUCAGCCGAUACGCUCACCGCUCUGACGCAGGCGUCAGAGUGGUACUUUGAGCAGCUGGGAGAUGACCUUGGCGCAUACGCGCGACAUGCGAAAAGGAAGACGAUAGAGGAGAGCGACGUGGCAACACUUAUGGGCCGGUAA
Purpureocillium lilacinum is the source of this 1308-nucleotide messenger RNA. RefSeq lists its product as uncharacterized. Gene Ontology annotation, cellular component: FANCM-MHF complex. NCBI's taxonomy places the organism in Eukaryota, Fungi, Ascomycota, Sordariomycetes, Hypocreales, Ophiocordycipitaceae. Gene Ontology annotation, molecular function: chromatin binding; protein heterodimerization activity. The record is from RefSeq and is a predicted model, not a curated record. Gene Ontology annotation, biological process: replication fork processing; resolution of meiotic recombination intermediates.